Messenger RNA from Paramecium tetraurelia, 1290 nucleotides. RefSeq lists its product as uncharacterized. Gene Ontology annotation, molecular function: ATP binding; protein kinase activity. The transcript has 8 exons. The record is from RefSeq and is a predicted model, not a curated record. Gene Ontology annotation, biological process: protein phosphorylation. NCBI's taxonomy places the organism in Eukaryota, Ciliophora, Oligohymenophorea, Peniculida, Parameciidae.
AUGAACCCUUAAUAAUUAAUUGAAAAUUUAAACGAUAUCUUACUGAGCGAUUUCUUCAGAUAUAUAGAAGUUUUGGGAAAGGGAAGUUUUGGAAUUGUGGUUGCAGCUCAUAGUUAAGAACUAGAUAAAGUUGUUGCUAUUAAAAUAGCACAAUAUUUCGAAAAGGAAAAUGAAUCAUCUCUCUUGUAAGAAUGUACUCAUCCAAACAUUGUUAAAUUGUACAAGGUUUUAUUUGCUAAUAAUUUCAUAUAUCUAAUUAUGGAAAAACUGAAUGGAACCACUCUAGAUGUAAUCUUGAAAGAACAGAAACUUGAUGAAAUUCAAAUAAGGAACAUUAUGCUCUAAGUAUUAAAUGCCUUAGCUUUUUUACAUCGCAAAGGAAUCAUACAUAGAGAUUUAAAGCCUGAAAAUAUAUUUAUCUCAAAUGGCAAUCAUGUAAAAUUGAUUGACCUAGGCCUAGGAUAUCAAAUUGUGUGCAGAGGCAUCAUAGGCUAACAAGUUGGAACUCCAUAUUAUAUUGCUCCUGAACUAAUUAAUGGCUAUGAAUAAACGCAAGCUCUUGACAUCUUUUCUCUUGGAAUAAUAUUCUAUAAGAUGUUAUGCAACAAUUAGCAUCCCAUUUGGACUGAAGGAUAAACUAAAAAGGAAUAUUACAAAGUCCUCUCUAGUGAUUUUCAAAUCAACUAUCCAUCACAUCUCUCAGAGAUGGCAAAGGAUUUCAUCAAAAACACUAUUACUCACAGUCCAAUUGAUAGAAUGACAGCUGAAUAAUGCUUGGAACAUCCAUGGUUGUUAGGUGAAGAAAGAAAAUCUCAUCCAAUUACAAAUAAAGAAAUUAUUUAAAGAUAUAGGUUUAUCUAAAAGUUUUAGCUAAUAGUAAAGGCAUUGUAGAUGACUAAGAUAUUCAAAUAACAAUGUUUAGAAGGAUGUUCUUAUCUGAAAUCUCAGAACUCUGAUGAAAUCUAUGAGAUACUACUUAAUGAAGAUGCUCCAAAAACAUAAAGAGUUCACACAGAAACACACAUUAUUGUUCGUCCUUAAAAGUCUUACUACAAACCUAAGAGUUUGAAGACGAUUCAACUGACAAAAGAGACAUCCUCAUAAGAUCUGGUGCCUAUCAAAAAUAAAAUGCUGAAUUCUAAUCGAUGCUAUAAUUUAACAUCUAGAUAUAAAUCCUCUUUCGAUAUAUAAUUGCCAAAAGUCAAUAGUUAAAAGAAAAUUCAUUUCUAAUUACCUUCAAUCUCUCCUUAACAAACUAGAUAGUCUAGCUUUAUUUUUAGAUUGUAAUGA